UUGGUGCAAGUCCAAGUCCGGCAAGCACUCCAGGAGUACGGCUGUUUCGAGGCUUUGUUUGAAGAAGCCCUGGAGCUUCGAAAGGCAGGAUUUGGAGCCCUUGAAGUGCUUUUCGACCUGCCUUUACGCACGGAAAAGGCUCUAAGAUUCCGAGAAGCUCUUUCGUGGCUAUUGUGGGCCUAUAGCACCACUGUGUGAAAGCAUGGUCAUUGAUGACGCAAAUAUUGCUGAAAACAUUGAACAAAGGCCGGACUACCAUCAUGUGGCCUGAUGUAAACUCAGUCACAGAGCUAGCAUCCGGAUGGCAGAAGACAAUUAGGAGGAUGAUUUUGGGGAGUUUCGAUCUGGAGAAAUACAUGGAUGAGUUCAUAGACUCCACAAAUUAUAUCAUGAAAUAUGAAGGACCCCAAACCACCGAGCCAACCCUCAGAGCAUGUGCUCACUCUGACCAGACUAUGAUGACCCUAUUGUAUCAAAUGAGGUUAAUGGACUGGAGAUUCAAAACAAAGAUGCUUCCAAGUCGGAAGUAGUCUGAAAUACUGAUAAUGGAAUAUCAAAGGAACCAAAAAACAUUUGUCACCGUUGCCGGGAUUAAAUCCGGCUCACCCGCAUGACAGGGCAGAAUACUUAACACUAUACUACAACAACUUUGAUAUGUUUAUGUUAAUUUAUUCUGGAAAAAUAAAUUAAGGGUUUCUCCAUCUCCCACUUUCUAGGUGUAUCCAUAGCAGUUAAAUUUGCGGAGGGAAGAUUCAA
Durio zibethinus is the source of this 756-nucleotide messenger RNA. NCBI's taxonomy places the organism in Eukaryota, Viridiplantae, Streptophyta, Magnoliopsida, Malvales, Malvaceae. The record is from RefSeq and is a predicted model, not a curated record.